CGGAAACGGAAACGGGGACUCUCGCCCCUCCCAUCGAAACGGAAGUUUACUGCGAGAAGUGGGCGCGAGAGAGGUAUCCGGACACGGGGCUGCCCCGGGCCCUGCCCUUCUCGCUACCCUCUGCCCCCUCUCUCGACCAAUUGCCCUUCUCUACACCACUGCUCUUCUCUCUACACCACUGCUCUGCUCUCUACCCACUGCAAUUCGCUUUACAUCUGCCUCUUCUCUCUACCCACUGCCCCUCUCUCUACCCCCUGCACCUCUCUGUACCCCCUGCCCCUCUCUGUACCCCCUGCCCUUCUCUCUAUCAGCCCCCCACGGGCCCUGAUCCCCGCUCGGCCCCCUCCCCCCCUUCAAACUCCCUCAGGUCCCCUCGCCCCCCCCCCCUCCCCUCCAUGGCGGGGUUUCUGGAUAACGUGACGACCCCGGGCCCGGGGACUCGGACCCCUGGGGUCCCCACGGUCCCCACGACCCCCGGCAACAUCUCCGAGCCGCACUCGUGUCUCUACAUCCUGUACGAGGACAUCGGGGAGUCCAGGGUGCGAGUUUGGGAUGUCAUCCUUCUCAUCCCCAACGCUCUCUUCUUCCUCUUCCUCACGUGGAAGUUCCGCAGCGUGCAGCUCAAGCUCCGCGCCAGCGCCAGCCCCAUCUUCACCACCUUCUACCUGCUGGUGCUGCUCGUCGCUGUGGUUGGCAUCGUCAGGGCGAUCGUCUCAAUGACCGUGAGCACCUCCACCAGCGCCACCGUGGCCGACAAGAUCCUGUGGGAGAUCUCACGAUUCUUCCUCCUCGCUACGGAGCUCAGCGUCGUCAUCUUCGGCCUUGCGUUUGGCCACCUUGACAGCAGGGCCAGCGUGAAGCGAGUUCUGGCCACAACCACCGUACUUGCCCUUGUGUACUCACUAACACAGGGUGCCCUCGAGAUCCUCUACCCGGACGGACAUUACUACCUCUCGGCCGAGGACUUCAACAUCUACGGACACGGGGGUCGGCACUUCUGGCUCGCCAGCUCCUGCUUCUUCUUCCUGAUCUACUCGGUCAUCGUGAUUCUGCCGAGGACUCCAAUCCGACACAAGAUCUCUCUCCCAUCGAGGCAGAGCUUCUACUGGUACUCCGCAUUCCUGUCGGUGCUCAACCUCGUGCAGGGGGUGGGGAGCGCCCUGCUGGUGGCCAACGUCACUGCGGGGCUGUGCCUGGUGGACGUCACCACCUUCCUCUACUUCACCGCGUUUGCGCCGCUGCUGUACCUCACCUUCCUGCGCGGGGUUUUUGGCGCGGAGCCCACGAUCCUCUUCUCCUACAAGUCCCAGGUGGACGACGGGGACGAUGCCGACCUCACGCUCCCGCAGACCGUUGUCCGCGGCGACCAGGGCGGCGCCCGUAACUACGACAACACCGCGCUGGACGGCGGUGCGGGGGGCGGAGGUGGGGAGUCUGUGUUCCUGGACGACGCGUUGGGGGCGGUCGGCCUCCCUCCUACUGGCAGCAUCAACAGCGGGGAGCAGUGGCGCGUUCAGUUUGACUCCUAGGGGCGCACGCGUGCUCGCCUGUGUACAGUCGCGCGUGUACACGUGAGUAGACACGCGUGCGUGCGUAUGUAUGUGGGGAGCGGUAGCGCAGCGGUUAGCGCGCUGCGCUAGAAACCCAGCAAAGACCCGAGUCCGAUUUCCACUCACCGCCUACACCGGUGACGAAUAUCUGAACCAUUCCCGGGCCUCCCCGAGGUCGACUCAGCUCUAAAUGAGUACCCAAUGUGAUGUGUAAUUAACAUCAUCACUGGGGAGACAAAGGCAGCCGGGCGUGGUGCUGGCCACCCACCCCUUCGUGUGCCGUGCUGACCUUCAGUGGUGCUCGCAAACAUCACUUGCCCCUACAGCCUCUUAAGGCUACAUGAGACACGUUUGUCUUCGUGUACAUGGACAAGCCCUUGACAUGUGGUAGACAGCUGCAGACACACCCUGCCUGAUGCGGCCCAGACUACAAGCGGAUUUGACAGCUCCUGUUUGGGUGGCGGAGCAGGAAGAGGAGGAGGACACGAUCCUUGUUGACGACGCGGAGAGUUGGCGUCAAGUCUGGGAGAGGAGGAGGAGGUGGUUUGACCCCACCCGGUCAGAGAUGCGAGAUGACCGCAAGUGUCUCCCGUGCCCCCCCUCUCCCCCCGCUCCCCUUACCCGCCCAGCACAAACAUUCCUACUUACAUUCCCGGCGUGCCCCCCUCCCCGCGUUCACCAGCCUCCCGCUUCUCCCACGAGGUUGGCGCACCCCAACCCGAGUCUCCCACUCCUCCAUGCCUCGCCCACCCAACUCCCCCUGUGUCUCCCGCCACAGCUGUUGUGUUGCUCAGCACCCACCCCCCCCCCCCACCUUUACCCCCCACAUCCACUACCUCCCGUCCCCCCCCCUGUCCCCCCAUGCCCAAUGGCUGUAAUCAUAGCCCAUGUGAAUUUCUCAUUCAAUUGAAUGUUAUUGCGACCGCGCGUGCGACCAACGUGUGCGACCAACGCGUGCGCGAUGCGUGACGUGCGUGGAGGAGUGUGCGCGGUGGCGGGUGGGGGUGGGGGCAUGAGCCACGUGCUGCCUCUCCACGGCCGGACAGUGGUGGCGGCGGCAGCGACGGUGGCGGCGGCGGCAACGGCGUUGUCACCGCGGUUUUACAUUUUAACGGAGCAUUUGGCGGCGUGACACGGCGUGACGGGGCCCUGUGUCGGUGCCACCGCUUAUGUCGCCGCCACGUUGCCCGCUCGACCCCGAGCCGCGACCCGGAGUCGAACUUUCACAUUGAGUUGCACUUUUAAAGACGAAUUCUGUAUUAAACUGAAAACUGCAAAUGCCUA
Messenger RNA from Petromyzon marinus (sea lamprey), 2834 nucleotides. RefSeq names its product transmembrane protein adipocyte associated 1 (gene TPRA1). The record is from RefSeq and is a predicted model, not a curated record. Gene Ontology annotation, cellular component: plasma membrane. Gene Ontology annotation, molecular function: G protein-coupled receptor activity. Lineage: Eukaryota; Metazoa; Chordata; Hyperoartia; Petromyzontiformes; Petromyzontidae. Gene Ontology annotation, biological process: G protein-coupled receptor signaling pathway.